UUUUAAACCCUCUGCUCACCACCUUCAUUCGCCUGCUCUGUCAAUCUUCGUGGCCAAAGUAGGGUUUUCUCUUUCCUCACCGAUCAAGUCGACCUAAGCUUCUCCUUAAGGUGUGUGUCCCUCGUAGUCACUGAAGCGUUUCAUUUGAACUCUCAUAAGAUCCUUGAAGAUGUAUACUUCAAGGAGGAAGAUUCAAAAAGACAAGGAUCUUGAACCCACUGAAUUUGAGGAGACUGUUGCACAGGCUUUGUUUGAUUUGGAAAAUACAAACCAGGAUCUCAAAAGUGAGUUGAAGGACCUUUACAUUAACUCAGCAGCUCAAUUUGAUGUCUCUGGAAAUCAGAAGGCUGUUGUCAUUCAUGUUCCUUAUAGACUGAGGAAAGCUUUUCGAAAGGUUCACCUUAGGCUUGUCAGGGAACUUGAGAAAAAAUUCAGUGGGAAGGAUGUUGUUCUUAUUGCCACACGAAGGAUAGUGCGACCACCAAAGAAAGGUUCUGCUGCUCAAAGGCCUCGCUCCCGAACACUGACAGCUGUCCAUGAGGCCAUGCUUGAGGACGUUGUUUAUCCUGCUGAGAUAGUUGGAAAACGCAUCAGAUACAGGAUUGAUGGAUCAAAAAUAAUCAAGAUUUUCUUGGAUCCGAAGGCACGCAAUGACACCGAGUACAAACUACAGACGCUCGCUGGAGUUUACAGGAAGCUUUCUGGGAAGGAUGUAGUCUUUGAAUACCCGUUAACAGAGGCUUAAAAUAUGCUGUUGUUGAGCUUUUCUGUUUGGGGUGUUUUUUUUGGGGGGGUUUUUAUUUUUAUUUCUUAUUCUUGGGUUAAAGAUUUUCUAUGAAUUGCAGUUGUUAUGGUAUUUGAAAUUUUGACUCGAGUAAGAAACGUUUAUGAAAUUUCUAUCAUUUUCGGAA
Molecule: messenger RNA, 911 nt
Organism: Cornus florida
Lineage: Eukaryota; Viridiplantae; Streptophyta; Magnoliopsida; Cornales; Cornaceae
Product: small ribosomal subunit protein eS7
Exons: 6
Coding region: 170-745 (191 amino acids)
Biological process (GO): ribosomal small subunit biogenesis; translation; rRNA processing
Cellular component (GO): cytosolic small ribosomal subunit; ribosome; 90S preribosome
Molecular function (GO): structural constituent of ribosome
Source: RefSeq, a predicted model, not a curated record